CAAUGGUCCAUAGGGUAAACAAAUUUUUGCAGGGAAGUUGUAUUUUUUAUAUGCGGACCAACGAUUUGCAAUACUUUUAGAAAAAGGUUAUUUCCUGAAAACCACUUCCGUUUUCCAUAAUUGUUCAGAUAGUGAAUAAGCAAGACAACGCAUAGAGUAGUAUGCAUACAUACUUAUAUACGUACAUACAUACAUAUAUUCCAUGCAGUUCACCAUGAUGAGUAGUUUGACUACGUCGAAAGUAUGGUGCACUAGUGAAAGUUAAUAAUUUAGUGAAGAAAGUCAUGCAAUAUUCUCUUUACAUAUUCGUUUUAAUAUUUUGCACUCUUCAUGUGUUCCAUGGUACGGAAGCGAAAGAAAUAUUUUUCAAAGCCCUGUCCGAUAAUGAAGUGCUCAAUAGUACAAAGUUAUUCGUUUGCAAGAAAGCAGAUGACGUGAUUCCCGAUGGGAAAGAAAAUCUACAAACAAUUUCAACAGUGCUUUUGAAACGAGUACCAAGAUCUUUGUCAAAGCCGUUAAUAGUGGAAAUAUCCAAGACAAAAGUAGAAAACCAAAUACUGGAACCCAAGCUUCCCGAUAUCAAACCGAGGGAUUUAGUGUCAUUCGAUGCCCAAUUUAAGCCGUUAUCAAUGUCAAAUUCAGCGGGGCUAAAUCAGCAAAGCAUUUUGGCGUCUGUUAGGCAAACAAAUCAAUUAGUUCAGCAGAAACAGCAGAUACAUCCUACAAAAGAGCGUCAGAAAACACGAAUAAUGCACACGGUUAUUAUGAACAGAGCUAGUGAGCAUAGCACUUUUCAACAAGGUAGUAAUUAUAAAGUUCAUGUAGAGGACUGGCAAAGAUCCCGAGUCCGUCGUGAAAUAAGUGAUAAAGGUGAAGAUCAUCUAAAAUCUUCAGACACUCUCAAAAAAGCAAACUUUAAUAUUCAUAAAGGCAUUCUAUUGUUAAUACACCUGGAUAAUUUGUUGAAAAAUGCCAAUAUAUAUUUGCCUGAAGAAGAAAACUCGAGCAGCAGCAAUAUAAAUUACAGCAAUACCGACAAUGAAAAAGAAAUUAUUAAUUGCGUAUAUAACAAUACGAAGAGUUCUCCCAAACAUUAUAUUUUGAUGGAUACUAGAAAAUACCUUAUUAUGUUAUACAUAUACCAACGAAACGUAUUCCAUUAA
Molecule: messenger RNA, 1163 nt
Organism: Ceratitis capitata (Mediterranean fruit fly)
Lineage: Eukaryota; Metazoa; Arthropoda; Insecta; Diptera; Tephritidae
Exons: 2
Coding region: 285-1163 (292 amino acids)
Source: RefSeq, a predicted model, not a curated record